AUGGGAUGUGGUACUGGUGAAAUAUCAAAGUAUAUCUCAGACCUUGUAGGAUGUGAAGGGCAUAUAGUGGGAAUUGAUCCCGACGAAGCACGUAUCAAGCUUGCACAGGAAAAUUACAAAGAUGUUAAGCAUCUCCAGUUCUUCGUCAGCGAUAGUGUUAAAGGUUUUCCCCACGAAGAUGAGCCUUACUAUGAUUUUCAUGUCUCAACGAAUGCAUUUCAUUGGCUUCCUCAUGAUCAUAAGAAAAUUUAUUUGAAGAAGGUGUUCAAUUCGUUGAAGCCCGAUGGCAAACUAGCAAUUUUGUGUGGUAUUAAACUGAGCUUUGACAAGGGUGAAUCGAAAAAUGUUGGUUUGCAUAUGCUAUCUUUAGAUGAAUUUAGGAAGCUAUUUGACGAUGUUGGCUUUUUCCCAAACGCUGUUGUGAAUGUACCCUAA
Molecule: messenger RNA, 435 nt
Organism: Xenia sp. Carnegie-2017
Lineage: Eukaryota; Metazoa; Cnidaria; Anthozoa; Malacalcyonacea; Xeniidae
Product: demethylmenaquinone methyltransferase-like
Exons: 1
Coding region: 1-435 (144 amino acids)
Source: RefSeq, a predicted model, not a curated record